ACCUUACAAUACAUGUUCAAACAACUUUCUUAUUUACCUCCCUGUUCCUUUAGCAAGGGGUGGUACUAGUUAUCUCUGUUUUGUAGAUGAGGAAACAGACACAAGAGAGGUGCUUGCAUAAGGCAGCUAAACAUGCCUUGAUGGGUCAUUUGGUGUUCCCCACUGUGUAUAAUUGUGCCCUCUUAAAGUAGUAGGUCAUUUUAUACAGCUUACUCAGUUUUGCCUUUUUCUCUUUUUGUAUUCAUAGACUGGAAAAGUAAGAAGAGCUUUCCUGCCUUUUUAAUUACCAAACUACUCUCAGUUUUCAAUGAAUCAGUUCAAAGAAAGAAUGCAGUCUUUCUAUACCUGACUCAAGAAUGAACAAUCCGUCAGAACCCAGUAAACCAUCUGUGGAGAGUGGAGAUGGCAACACGGGCACACAAACCAAUGGUCUGGACUUUCAGAAGCAGCCUGUGCCUGUCGGAGGAGCAAUCUCAACAGCCCAGGCCCAGGCUUUCCUUGGACAUCUCCAUCAGGUCCAGCUCGCGGGGACAAGUUUACAGGCCGCUGCUCAGUCUUUAAAUGUACAGUCCAAAUCUAAUGAAGAAUCGGGGGAUUCCCAGCAGCCAAGUCAGCCUUCUCAGCAGCCUUCAGUGCAGGCAGCCAUUCCCCAGACCCAGCUUAUGCUGGCUGGAGGGCAGAUAACCGGGCUGGCCCUGACGCCCGCCCAGCAGCAGCUGCUGCUCCAGCAGGCGCAGGCGCAGGCGCAGCUGCUGGCGGCCGCGGUGCAGCAACACUCGGCCGCGGGGCAGCACGGCGCCGCCGGGGCCUCCAUCUCGGCCUCCGCCGCCACGCCCAUGACGCAGGUCCCGCUGUCGCAGCCCAUACAGAUCGCACAGGAUCUUCAACAGCUGCAACAGCUUCAACAGCAGAAUCUCAACCUGCAGCAGUUUGUGUUGGUGCAUCCGACUACCAACUUGCAGCCGGCACAGUUUAUCAUCUCACAGACGCCCCAGGGCCAACAGGGUCUCCUGCAAGCGCAAAAUCUUCUAACACAACUACCUCAGCAAAGCCAAGCCAACCUCCUACAGUCGCAGCCAAGCAUCACCCUCACCUCCCAGCCAGCAACCCCAACACGCACAAUAGCCGCAACCCCCAUUCAGACACUUCCACAGAGCCAGUCAACACCAAAGCGAAUCGAUACUCCCAGCUUGGAGGAGCCCAGUGACCUUGAGGAGCUUGAGCAGUUUGCCAAGACCUUCAAACAAAGACGAAUCAAACUCGGAUUUACUCAGGGUGAUGUUGGGCUUGCUAUGGGGAAACUGUACGGAAAUGACUUCAGCCAGACUACCAUCUCUCGCUUCGAAGCCUUGAACCUCAGCUUUAAGAACAUGUGCAAGUUAAAGCCACUUUUAGAGAAGUGGCUAAAUGAUGCAGAGAACCUCUCAUCUGAUUCGGCCCUCUCCAGCCCAAGUGCCCUGAAUUCUCCAGGAAUUGAGGGCUUGAACCGUAGGAGGAAGAAACGCACCAGCAUAGAGACCAACAUUCGUGUGGCCUUAGAGAAGAGUUUCUUGGAGAAUCAAAAGCCUACCUCGGAAGAGAUCACUAUGAUUGCUGAUCAGCUCAAUAUGGAAAAGGAGGUGAUUCGUGUUUGGUUUUGUAACCGCCGCCAGAAGGAAAAAAGAAUCAACCCUCCAAGCAGUGGCGGGACCAGCAGCUCACCUAUCAAAGCAAUUUUCCCCAGCCCAACCUCGUUGGUGGCAACCACACCAAGCCUUGUGACGAGCAGCGCAGCCACUACCCUCACGGUCAGCCCUGUCCUCCCUCUGACCAGUGCUGCGGUGACCAGUCUCCCGGUUACAGGCACUACAGACACCACCUCCAACAACACGGCAACCGUGAUUUCCACAGCACCUCCGGCCUCCUCAGCAGUCACCUCCCCCUCUCUGAGUCCGUCUCCUUCUGCCUCAGCCUCCACCUCCGAGGCAUCCAGUGCCAGUGAGACCAGCACAACACAGACCACCUCCACUCCUUUGUCCUCCCCUCUCGGGACCAGCCAGGUGAUGGUGACAGCAUCAGGCUUGCAAACAGCAGCAGCUGCCGCCCUCCAAGGAGCUGCACAGCUGCCAGCAAACGCCAGUCUUGCUGCCAUGGCUGCUGCUGCAGGACUAAACCCAGGCCUGAUGGCGCCCUCGCAGUUCGCGGCUGGAGGUGCCUUACUCAGUCUCAAUCCAGGGACCCUGGGCGGUGCUCUCAGCCCAGCUCUGAUGAGCAACAGUACACUGGCAACUAUUCAAGCUCUUGCUUCUGGUGGCUCUCUUCCAAUAACGUCACUGGAUGCCACUGGGAACCUGGUGUUUGCCAAUGCCGGAGGAGCCCCCAACAUCGUGACCGCCCCUCUGUUCCUGAACCCUCAGAACCUCUCUCUGCUCACCAGCAACCCGGUUAGCUUGGUCUCUGCUGCCGCAGCCUCUGCAGGGAACUCUGCACCUGUAGCCAGCCUUCACGCCACCUCCACCUCAGCCGAGUCCAUCCAGAACUCUCUCUUCACCGUGGCCUCUGCCGGCGGGGCUGCAUCCACCACCACCACCGCCUCCAAGGCACAGUGAGCUGGGCGGAGCUGGGCUGCCGGGAGCCUUUUCACUCUGCGGUGAGAUUGGGCUGCCAGCCAGGUCAAUAAACUGAAAAAUGUGAUCGGCUUCCUCUCGCCAUGUUGUGAGGGCAAAGGAGAGAAGGGAGAGAAGGAAAACACAUACCAGAAAAAAAAGAAAGGAUGGAGAUGGGACAACAACAUUUGCCUAAUUUUAUAAUAAAACACUGUCUUUUCAGGAUUGCUUCAUGGAUUGGAGAACUUUCUAACCAAAAAUUUAAAAAAAAAAAGAAACAAAAAAUCAAAAACAAACAAACAAAAAAAUAAGUGAAAGGACUACUUAUCAUUUCCAGCAGUCGUGAUGACAAGUUAAGGUGGGUUACCAAUUCCAAUAUAGGAAGGGGAUUUCUUGUUUAUCUAAAUUUCUUUUUAUCUUAAAAAAAAAUCAUUUUUAUGGGUCUGUUGUACAGGCCAUUAAGUCAUAACAAGGUGUUUAUAAUCGUAUCAAUUGUGUUGGGGGUUCCUUUCUUAACUGGUACAAUUUAGGCAGGCCUGUAUUACUGUAUCUCUAUUAUUAUUGUUGUUGUUGUUAUCGUUUUUUUUAUAUAUAUAUAUAUAGUUUGGACAUGUUUAUCUCUUGCUCCUGGAUCCUAUUUCAGUGAGCUCCCACACUGUGGGGAGGGAGGGUUUCGGGGUAAGGGGAGACUUCUGUUCUUAACUGCGGGGAAUGUUCUUGCUGGUUUCCUUAUCCUUGAUGACUCUUACAGAGGUGCUAGAAAAUUAUUUUCUUUUGCCACUUAUGCAAGAGGCUUGGUGCAGAAGCUGAAGACAGUGUGUGCAAACACUCCUACUCCACACAUGUCCCCUCCCCCUCCCCCCAUCAGGUGGUGCCUUUGGAGCACUUUUGUGUAGGAAGGAAUUCCUGCUGAACUGUAGCUCUCACUCACCCCCAAAUCAUUGAAUGACCCUGAGGCCCAGAUCCUGCGGUGCAACAGUGCUGCUUUCUGCUACUUUCAAUGGGAACAGCUGUACAUGUUGCAGGGCAGGAUUUGGUUCCGAAGAGCAAAGACUACUGCAGACACCUGACUUGGUGGUUCUCCUGAUUUCUUAUCUCCUGAAAAAUGCUCCUACUGUUGGUGUGUUUGUUUUUUCCAUUUUUCAGAAGUUUUUCAUCGAAACUUCCUUUAACUUACUUGGCAAA
This is a messenger RNA of Lemur catta (Ring-tailed lemur), 3770 nucleotides long. It is a transcript of the gene POU2F1, whose product is annotated as POU class 2 homeobox 1. Bases 357 to 2588 code for a protein of 743 amino acids. NCBI's taxonomy places the organism in Eukaryota, Metazoa, Chordata, Mammalia, Primates, Lemuridae. The transcript is spliced from 16 exons. Gene Ontology annotation, biological process: regulation of transcription by RNA polymerase II. Gene Ontology annotation, molecular function: DNA-binding transcription factor activity, RNA polymerase II-specific; RNA polymerase II cis-regulatory region sequence-specific DNA binding. The record is from RefSeq and is a predicted model, not a curated record. Gene Ontology annotation, cellular component: nucleus.